UAUUAGUGCGUAAUAACAAACGUUGAAGUUCCAACGGCCAUGUUCCAAUCCAGUUUCAAUUCCAAUUCCAACUCAAACGUGUCUUUGGGAUCAGGUUCUGAGGUAAUUCUUGUGGCUGGAGCCUGUAAUGGCCCUUGGUGACGCGCGCAUACGCCAAACCCCUCCCGGUGGCACCGCGCGCUCAGCGCUGGACAUCCCAGUGUCCCUCAGUCACUGCUGGCAGACUUACAAUGAUCGUGCGCCGCUAGGGGACCGCGCGCCUUUCUCAUCAGGUCAAGGAGACACCCGCGGAGACUGAAUAUUCAUUUGGAGAGCUCCAGUGCUCUAGAGACGCGAUGGAGACCUCCAGCAGCGUGCCAAACACCGCCGCGCUCACGCGACUUCUGAACUUCACAGAGGACCCAGCCAGCUUCUCGAAGAAGCCUCCCAUGGCAGAGUUGCGCGUCACAGAUGAGCCGCUGUCUCUGGUGCUCAGCAGCUUCAGGACUGAUGUGGCUCCAGCGGGGCUCCUGGCGGGUCCAUUCUCGCCCUCUGAAGAGCCCACUCACCUGAUUGUGGCUUUCUGGGAUUCUCCAUUGAGUCACUGGAUUAAUGUGUUUGUUGGCUUGGUCCUGUGCUUCACCAUGCUGGGGCUGGGCUGCACGGUGGAGCUCAGUCAGCUGGGCGAGCACAUCCGAAAGCCCAUAGGAGUCCUGCUGGCGGUGCUGUGCCAGUUUGUCCUGAUGCCCCUCAUCGCCUUCCUCCUGGCACUGGCCUUCUCCCUCAAGGAUGUGGCCGCUAUGGCUGUGCUGCUUUGCGGCUGCUGCCCAGGAGGAAACCUCUCCAACAUCAUGUCACUGCUGGUCAACGGCGAGAUGAACCUCAGCAUCGUCAUGACCAUCUCGUCCACUGUCCUGGCGCUCGUGCUCAUGCCGCUGUGUUUGUGGAUAUACAGUCGCGCUUGGAUCAACACACCCGUGGUCAACCUUCUGCCCUUCGGCGCGAUCAUUCUCACUCUCUGCAGCACACUCAUUCCCAUCGGGCUCGGGGUCUGGCUCAGACAGCGCUAUCCUCGAGUGGCAGAAAUCAUCAUUAAGGUGUCUCUGUGGUCUCUCCUGGUCACUCUGCUGAUGCUCUUCAUCAUGACUGGAACCAUGCUGGGCCCGGAGCUGCUGGCCACCAUCCCUGCCUCCAUCUACCUGGUGGCCGUGCUCAUGCCCAUGUCCGGCUACGCUGCAGGAUACGGCCUGGCCACGCUCUUCGACCUGCCCCCCAACAGUCGGAGGACUGUGUCUCUGGAAACCGGAUGUCAGAACGUGCAGCUCUGCACAGCCAUCCUGAAGCUGGCGUUCCCCCCGCACCUGAUGGGAGGCAUGUAUAUGUUUCCUCUGCUGUACGCACUCUUUCAGGCAGCAGAGGCUGGCAUCUUCAUUCUGGUUUACCGCAUGUACAGGACAGAGGUACUACAUAAACAGGACCUCAUGCAGGAUGAUGAUGAUGAUGAUGAUACAAACAUAUCCUACAAGAGAAUGAAAGAAGAAGAUGUACCAUUUGAUUCUAUGUAUGGUGCGGUAACAGUGAGCGAUCCCAAUGUCAUUGUGCUUGAGUCACAGGAUGGUGCUGGAAGCCCCACGCCUGUAUAAGGGGACAAAAACAACCCACUUGAGACUCACUAUAGACACAGGACCUGCAUAUUUAGGAUUUAUUCAUGUCAUCAGUCACUAUUGAAUUUAUGACUAAUUACUCACAGCAUUCUCACUAAUAUGUGCCAAAAAGGAUUGCAAGACUGUGAAAUUGGAAACUAAUAUCAUCAUGACAUCACACAGUGGCGAUACUGAAUUUGAAUAUCCCGAGCCAAUAUUUGAAAUCUUUAUCUAAACACACUAGCCAGAUAUUACGAUUCAAUAGCAUUUUCUGAAUUAGCAUAAAAUAUAAGCAAAAUUCAAAAACAAAUACACAUGCUGCACAUUUAUUAAUAAAAAAAUAUAUAAAAAAAACGAAUAACACCAUAUUUUAGACAAAGAUAAUUAUAAUAUUAAAUAGAUAAUUCUAUAUAAUUCUUAAAUGAUAUACUAUGAAUAUAUAUAUAUAUAUAUAUAUAUACAUACACACACACAAAGAGAGAGAGGUUUAUGUCUAGUAAAUUAUAUAUUUUUAGUUCAGAGAAUUCAUUCAUUCAUUUAAAUAAUGUAUAAGACAUUUUCAGAGUGUCAUGGAUGUAUGCAAAUCCACCAUUAAUAUAGAUUGAUGCUGCUGUUUUAAUGAAUCCUGCUAUUACCCCAGUAAAAGGAUUACAUUGGCUUAUUUGAUUAUGUGGACCCAGAGGAUGAGAAGACUGAUUCACAUCCCACGCCUUAUACUGCACAUCACCCACUGUCAGUUUGUUUCUGGUUCCAAAACAAGACAAAAUAUGUUUUUUGAGAUUAUUGCUUCAAAAAUAGUGGAAUUUUACUGCUUGAUAUGACCGAUACCAAAGGCUACAACCACAUGUCAGCGUCAGAUCAAAUGUAGUUUUGGAAAACUAGAAAAGCCAUACGGCAAUAAACAUAGACUUUAUUUAAAACAAGGUUUAUUCUAGAAAAUUGAUUAUGUUCUAGUUUCCUUCUGAAAAUAUCUAAAUACAGAAUCCAUCUCUGUAAUCGAAAUGAAAAUAUUGUAGCCUACAUGUUUAUCAGAAUAUAAGAAAAUGCCUGCAAGAUGAAUAAAUGUUUACAGCAAGCAUCUAAUAUUAUUAUUUUUGUUCUUCCAAUAUCACUGCCAGACUCUGGUUUGAAAAUUAUUUUAUAUA
Messenger RNA from Pimephales promelas (fathead minnow), 2767 nucleotides. RefSeq names its product solute carrier family 10 member 4 (gene slc10a4). Gene Ontology annotation, molecular function: bile acid:sodium symporter activity. Gene Ontology annotation, cellular component: membrane. Gene Ontology annotation, biological process: bile acid and bile salt transport. The record is from RefSeq and is a predicted model, not a curated record. NCBI's taxonomy places the organism in Eukaryota, Metazoa, Chordata, Actinopteri, Cypriniformes, Leuciscidae.